Toxotes jaculatrix (banded archerfish) is the source of this 1428-nucleotide messenger RNA. RefSeq names its product clusterin-like protein 1. Lineage: Eukaryota; Metazoa; Chordata; Actinopteri; Toxotidae. The record is from RefSeq and is a predicted model, not a curated record. The coding region runs from base 1 to 1428 and encodes 475 amino acids. The transcript is spliced from 7 exons.
AUGAGGGGCCUGCUCGUUCAAAUUCUGUGCAUCACACUCUCUGAGGUCGUGCUGUGUGCUGCUGACUCUUCUCCGCUAAGCGAAGACACGCUGAAAAAGCUGUCUUCAGCAGGAGAGAAGUAUGUUGAUGAGGAAAUAAAGCGGGCUUUACUCGGGGUGAAGCAGGUGAAGGAAAUGAUGGAGAAAAAGGAGGAGAAGCACAGACACCUGAUGGAUGCCCUGAGACACAGCAGUGACAAGAAGAAGGGGGCGAUGCAGCUGGCCCGGGAAACGGAGCAGAAACUCGAGGAGGCCGAACUACAAUGUCAAGAUUUAACCAAAUCGUCCUUUGAGGAGUGUCGACCUUGUCUUGAAGAUACUUGUAAGGCCUUCUAUACCUCCACAUGUCGGCGUGGCUUUGCUUCUUUUUCAUUCAAGGUGGAGGAGUUUUUCAGGAAAAUGGCCGCCCAGUUGGAAGCUACUGAGCAUGUUUCCAAUCAAAACCAGGAGAAAGUAGGUCGGACCAGCUCGCCUCAGAAUGAGGUCGAAGAGGGAAACGCCGAUCAGGAGCUACUGCUGGCAGAAGCGUCGUUCAACCAGCUGCUGUCAAACAUCAGCCUCCUGUACAACCAAAGCGUCAUUCUGGUCAAGAAGAUGCAACAGGUGUUCGGUCACUCCUUUCUUGUGGCCUUCACCACAGAGCUUAAACCUAGCCCUCUGUCAGGCGUCCAGGGUGGCUCGACUGCAGGCUUCUCCAGGACCACGGAUCUGGACCACAUCCUUGAUUCGGUGUAUGACUUUGGAAGGAAUGUGCUGGAAGAAUUCAGCUCCACAGUGGCUGAUGUGUUUGAGGAGAUACAAGAAGCUGAGGAGUAUUUUCAGCAAUCAAGCAGAGAUACAGGAUCACUCGCCGCUUUGGGACAAUCCCAGAGCAGAUACAUGUGCAGACGACUCCGCAGACAAGCAUCAGAGUGCUGGCAGCUCCAAGACUUGUGUGAGACAUGCGAGGAUUAUCUAUUAAAAGAGUGUCCCAGUGUCCAGCAGUUGCACUCUGAGAUGGAGGAGAUGUACAUGCUGCUCAACGCCUCCCGUCAGCAGUACGACGACAGGCUGCAGCUGGUUCAGAGACACACGGCGGACACACAGAGAUGGCUCGGCAGCAUGGAUGACAAGUACGGCUGGGUCAGCCAGCUCUCCAACAGCACAGCCGGCCCACACAACAUCUUCAGCGUGAUCGGGGUGACUCCACAGCCACAGAUGAAGAAUAUCAGAACUAAACCAGACAGCAGUGUGGUUGUAACCAUACUGGACUCUGGCCCAUUAUCUGUACUGGUCCCAGCAGACCUGGAGGUGGAUGAUCCUGCUUUCAUCCAGUAUGUAGCUCAGGAGGCUCUGACACUACACAAACGGCAGAUGAGAGGUACUGAUCCAGGCAGUGUUGUGGUUUAG